AUGACGACAAGUUCUACCCUUGAAUGGUUCGCCAACAAUGAAGCCAUCAAUCUCCUAAGAGAGGCCGGCGUUCCUGAACAACAACUCCUUCCUGUUCAAGGCGGCGAGCGGAUUCCACUGUUUACUCGUGAGACCUGGAAUAAAGCCAAUUCUGACCCAUCAUUGCUCUGUCCUGCUCCCCCUGGAGCACCUCGACGUCCGCUUGAUGAACUCGCAGCACUCUCAGUUGAUGUCUGGCCUUCAUUGCACUGCAUAAUGCCUGCGGAUCACCCUGAAGUUAUCGACACGGCGACUGUAUACAAGGGCUCCGCGAGUCCGUACAGUUGCACGCUUGAUAUUACCAUCGGCAUGAAAUAUGGUUUGCUCAAGAUCGGAGAACUCUUGCCACCCGAGAAACUUACCCCUGGUCACCGCUCUUUUAUUGAGUAUGUCUCUGAUCGAAAGCGGAACGUGUUUUCUCACAGCGAUGGCGGGCAGUUGAUGUUCAACUUUGUCAUUGGUGAGAAAGCAUUGCUUUGGAGUGCACACUUAGGCGGCUAUGAAGGUAUUCUACGAGACUUACAGCCAAAACCAGAUAUUGCGAUACUCGCUAUUGCAGGAAGAGCGAAUCUCAACGGUAGGCCCUAUGAUGGCUCGGCGGCUGAGUUUGCGGCCUUGAAGGUUGGCUGGCUUGGGAAUCCGUCUCAGGUAAUCUGGUGUCUACAUGAUGAAGCAUGCAUUCCACCUUGGAGGAUCAAGACUGAAGCGGCGACGAAGGCGGUCGAGGCGAAUGGUAAGACAAAGGUCUUGGCGAUGGACUUUGUUGAGCCUCUUACGUUAAAUAUUUAG
Messenger RNA from Fusarium fujikuroi IMI 58289, 828 nucleotides. RefSeq lists its product as uncharacterized. The record is from RefSeq and is a predicted model, not a curated record. The transcript has 3 exons. Lineage: Eukaryota; Fungi; Ascomycota; Sordariomycetes; Hypocreales; Nectriaceae. Bases 1 to 828 code for a protein of 275 amino acids.